AUGGUAGCCAACCCUGGGGAUCUCACCCCUCUUGUGCCCAGCCCCAGGAACCUGCGCUCCAGCCUGCUGCCCACCUCAGUCCCCCCCAGACGCCACGCCGUGUCCUUGCUGGAGGAGGAACAGCAGGGCCUGCAGAAGAAGCUGAAGGGCACGGAGGAUGAGGUGGAGAAGUACUCUGAGUCCGUCAAGGAGGCACAGGAGAAGCUGGAACAGGCGGAGAAGAAAGCUACAGACCUUCGUCGGCAGAGCGGAGCCACCGCCUGCCCGGCUCACGCUGCGCCCCGCCGCGCUGCCUGCGCCCCAGACCCAACGGGGACAAGCGUCCCGAGCGGCGUCCGUGCAGGCGGUCCGGCCGCGCACCGGCCCCUCCGAGGAGUCGCGAGGAACGGAUGUGUCCCAGCAGCUGCCGCUCACCGGCACGGUGCCUCUGCUCCUCUUCCAUCUGCGUUUGCUGGGUUUUUUUCCUCCUUUCUCAACUUGUUCUCUCUCUUUCUUUCCUCCUUCCCUGCACCUGCUCUGUCGGCUCUUCUCUGUCCUUCGCCUGCCCCUGUCCCCACUCCCCCACCUGAUGGCCCCUGCUUGGGAUGUAGUAAAUGUGGUGACCUAGAGGAAGAGCUGAAAAUUGUCACCAACAACUUGAAGUCCCUGGAGGCCCAAGCUGACAAGUAUUCCACCAAGGAGGACAAGUACGAGGAGGAAAUCAAGCUUCUAGGGGAAAAACUGAAGGAGGCUGAGACCCGAGCAGAGUUUGCCGAGCGGUCUGUGGCGAAGCUGGAGAAAACCAUCGAUGAUUUAGAAGAGAGUCUGGCCAGUGCCAAAGAGGAGAACGUUGGCAUCCACCAGGUCCUGGACCAGACCUUGUUGGAGCUGAACAACCUCUGAGCUGCCUGGGGAGCCCCCCGUCCCUCUUCCCUACCCCACACGUGCACCCCACUGGCACGCUCUGGACGUCAUCAGCUAAACUGCGUCUUGGCCAAAUCCACGCAUCCAUUGAGAAGGGAAACCCUGCAGCCUUACACCGUGGCUCAAGGGUGUCUUGUCUGUGCACAGCCAGAAUGGCUCUGUCCUGUCUUCAUGUCCAAAUAUUAAAGCAGUUUGACAAGAUG
Struthio camelus australis is the source of this 1106-nucleotide messenger RNA. The record is from RefSeq and is a predicted model, not a curated record. NCBI's taxonomy places the organism in Eukaryota, Metazoa, Chordata, Aves, Struthioniformes, Struthionidae.